Felis catus (domestic cat) is the source of this 13146-nucleotide messenger RNA. It is a transcript of the gene DIP2C, whose product is annotated as disco interacting protein 2 homolog C. The record is from RefSeq and is a predicted model, not a curated record. NCBI's taxonomy places the organism in Eukaryota, Metazoa, Chordata, Mammalia, Carnivora, Felidae. The coding region runs from base 5402 to 10243 and encodes 1613 amino acids. The transcript has 39 exons.
GGUGGCAAGCAUUGAUUAUUGAUUGAUACUCAGUAAAAAUGUUUAUCACCUUUGUCACUAAAGCCGUUGUGCGCCCUGCCUGCACCGGGGCUCCUCACUCUGAGUGGCCCGGGAGGGGUGGGGGCACUGGGUCUCGGGGUGAGGCCAGGCCACGGGUGGUCUUCCCUUCAGGGGGAUAAUCUGGGCCAGGUCCUGGAGUGGAUGUAAGUGCGGUUUGCUUCUCUGUCUCCGCCUUCCUCCCCUGCACUGGCUUUGGGAGCUCGUCCAGGGAGGUCCUGCUGUGUCUCACGUGCUGGCCGAAACGCUCGGGAAGCCGGUUCUGGGCAGCACAGGUGGAGCAGGAGGCAGCGGGCGAGGACGCAGGCGGUUUCUGUGGAUGCCACUCGCCCUCUGACGGACUGCCUCAUGUGGCUCAGUGAUCGUGGGCUUUCCAUUUGGGGUUUGGUCUUCCUUCAGGGGAAACUGUCUUGUCGUGUCUCCUAAUGUAUAAUUUUCUCAAGAGUUGAGUAAAUACCUGUGGAAUAAACAGGUAAAUAAAUGCUACGUCUCAUGAAGAUGAAAGUUUAGUACCAAGUAUUACAUGACUUAGUCAAUAUUUGUAUCGAUACAGUGAAUUCCGUUAAAAAGCAGGGAUUUUUUUUUUAUGGGAUCUUUUCUGCAACACCUUUCACUCAUGUCUCUGUGCUCUUUGGUAGUGUGGGAAGGUGUUCCCGUCCCGUCACAGAAGAGGAAACUGAGGACCCACCUUAGUGACCCAGGCACUUGAAGCUGGUCAGUGACCAGGUUGGGGCCUGGGACCCUGGGCUCUGCGAGUUCAUGUUUGUGAUCUUUUAUUUCAUUGUCAGCCUGAUGGUAAGCUUCUCCCUCGUGUAAGCGCUGUGAAUAUGCCAGAUAAUCUGUUAGGGGCCCGCCCCCUCACCUUUCCCUCUGCCUCGAAGCUCGGUACGGUCCUCUGAAAGGUGUGCGGGCACGUCCCGGAGGCACAUGCUGCAGGCUGCUGCGGUUGGGGAGCACUGGGCUGCAGAUUCGCUGUGGAUAGUCUGUAGGGGGAGCCCCCACACGUGUGUUAAGUCAGACGGAGGAGGGCGCUCACCGGAUUGGGCCUGGUACAGCGGUCAGAGGACUGUUUCAAAAAGUGAAAGCGUGACUCCUACAGAUAGGAUGUUUGACGGUGAAGUCUUGGUUAUGAAACCCGUAAGAUUUACGAGCAGUGCGGAGGGGACGUUGCAGAAGCACCUGUGUGUGGAGUAAAGGACGGGGGAAAUGAAGGGCGGGCUUGUGCUGUGGGAGGAGGACGACGUGUUCGCGUGUCUGUGGCAGGAUCCACGUGCACUGCUUGGGGCCCCUGCAGUUCUGGGAGCUGCAAGAUAGCUCCUUGGGGCAGAAUCCUUGGACCCAGAGGGCCAGCCCCCUGCGCUCUGGCAGUCGUGGGGCCUCGAGGCGGGGUCACCCGGCACAGCCCGCCCUGGCCGGCUCGCCCGCCCUGGCCGGCUCGCCCACAAGCCGUUUUCUCUGCGGCCAGCACGGGUGCCGGUGGCCGAGAGGCUUCAGACACGUGCCGGGGAGCGAUGGUCCGACGCGGGAAGCUCUAACAGGAGCCUGCGUGCCCUCCCGCCUCCAGCGAUGCCCCCACCCCACGCUGGGGGGUGGCUGUGUGCUCACACCCCACAAGCUGGCGUCCAGCUCCUGUCUGGGGGUCGGUAGUGCCUCUGGGGCGCUCGGCUUGCUGACACUGUUGCCCCGUUGCCGGUGCGUUGAGUCUCUGCUGUGCUGAAACUUGACGGGCGUAAGUUCCAAAGUCGUUCCAGUCGUUUUUGUGUUUGAUGCUUUGAAGACCGUUGUGGCUGACCGACUGUUUCCGGUUGCUUCCCUGUAUUCAGGAUGGACCUAGUUUUUUACCCUCACAGGGGAAGCUGGACUCUUUCAGGGGGAUAGCGAUGUUUCUAGUGUCCUGGGGAUAGAAAUGAGCAUCGCACGGCGUGGGGGUGGGCCCGGUACUGUCCCGAGGGAGCUCAGCACCCCCGGGACGUUUCCUACAUUGUGCUGGUUGCUCCAGCAGACGAGAAAGGCUGGGGUCAGGCAGCCUCCUGAAAUGCAGCAGCCUGGACACGAUUCUGUUGCCCCACUCACGGCCUCCGGGUCAGACCUGGGGCCACAGGCCCUCACCCCACAUCCGCCCUGUUGGACAGAAGAGCCGCCCAACAUCGUGGCUGCUGGAGCACGUGGGCUGCUGUCUGGGGUGGGCAGGACAGUGGACAGACGCCUCUGGUUUGGGGGGAAGCCCAGUGAGGUCCUGGGGGGAGUGCCGCUGGGCGUGGGUAUGAUGGAGUCCAGUUCUGUCACACAGGGCACAGUCUGGGGUCUUUGUGAUGUCAGUUCUGGAGACUAAAGCUAGUUUCCUCAAUGUCAAUAUGUGAAAAUAUUCAUAUAACUUGUAGCACAGGGAAAUAUGUAGAAUUGUCAAAUCGUUGUUUUGUGCACCCGAAACUAACGGAAUGCUGUAUGUUAACUCUGUUUGAAUUUUAAAAAGUCCACCUUUUAAGACGUUCAUUUCUUUAACAUUAUUUUCUUUUGGGAAGGUGCCUUAAAAAUUUACUGUGUGAGCUCAAGCAGUUUUGAGUGAAAGCGGUCUUAAUGAAGAUGCAUCUUUGCAGCAAAAUCUAACUUGUAUUGUGUGCAUGCUGCGAUGACCGACUCGUCAUCCUGACCCUCCAGCUUAGGGUUAAGUGUCCGUGGGGACAAAUGACCCAGUGCCCACUUGCUGACUCUUGCAGGUGUGGCUGUGUCCUGGGAACAGCCAGCCCUCCGUCCCUGCACGGCGGCGUCUCCCCCGGCUGCCCGCCGACGUCGUGCCUGCACAGAGCCAGGCUGAGGCCAGGUCCUCCCUCUCCCUGGGCCGGGGCUGUGUCAGGCCGCUGUGUCACAGCCUUGGCCGCUUCCCCACGUGAUGCCGUGGGUGUUUCCCUGCCUGUGAAACAGAGGGCCAUCUGCAGGAUCCUGGGGUCUGGUCAGCUGUGAGCCAGCCUCGAAGCACCACUUGGGUUGUGUGGGGACAGGCUUGCGGUGCUUGGAGCGGGGUGGCCCCUGCUGAUCUGCGAGCAGGUGGGGCACACUGCGGCGUCCCCACUGGUCCUGGGCCGCGUGUCCAGGGGCCCACACACAGCACCGGCAGGAUGAGGCUCCGUGGCUGUUUCUACCCGGUGGUGUUCCUCACGCUGUGUGCACACAGGUCUUGUCCCUCCGCAUAGAGGCCAGGGGACUGAGCACUCGCGGUGUCAUCAUCCUGUUCCCUCUGACGGUCCGAGGGACCCUCUGGAAGGAGGUGAGCUCACGGUCUCGCCUUCCGCUGUAGGAGCAGGCUCUGAGUCAUCCCCGUUCACAUGCGUCUUCUGGAUGAACAUCCCACGAGGGUCCCAGACGCUUGCUGUGAACUUACCGACGGCUGUGUGUCUGCAGGGGUGAGAAGGUCUGUCUUCAACUGGCCUCUGUCUUCCCCGCAGUCGUGGCUCUGGAUGUGACUCCAGUAGAGGACACAUGCCUGCUCCCUCAGUAGCCUGUCCAGAGAGCUGGGGCCGCCCUGCCUGGAGGGGAUCCCGUGGGACUCCUUUCCUGGCAUUCUAGAGCCUGCGUCCUGGCCGCCCCCAAUCCCACGCGUGGAGAAGUCUCCCUCUACCGGGUCCCGGACACCUCUCCAUGGCAGCCCCAAAGUGGCCAAUACUCGGGAAGUACGGUGUCAGAUUUAGGGCUGUUUACAGGGCAGAUACCCCAGCAUCUUCUGGGUCACUGGGUGUUGAAGCCCAGAGGAUCCAGGAUGGCCAUCUCUCAUGGCGUCAGUGGCACCGAAUAGCGUAAAUGCAGCUCGACCCCAGAAAGCUGGGCGUCAGGGCCCUGCUUCGUGGUUCAGUGCUUGUGUGAUCUUGAGCAAAUACCUAAUUUUUGUACUCGUUUUCUUAACUCCGUGAUGGGGCCUUUCCCAGUGCUGAGGACGUCGUGUCAGGAAGUGCUGAAUACUCAGGAAUGGCUCCUCUUGCCUCCCCACGCCCUUGUGUGUGAAAUAAUUGCUCAAAGAGCCCAUGCAGAUCGGGGUGGGGUCUAAAAUGGGAAGUUUCUCCUUGGGUUGUAUGAUACCUGUUAAAUUUUUUUCCUCAUGUAAACGUGGAUGCAGGAAGAUUUCGGAAUUUGUGCAGUUAAAAAAGGGCUUUUGUAAGGAAGGGUGUUGCUUAUAAACAGUUGAGGUGGCCCAUGACCUUCACCGCGUCCAUUCCUGGCUAGUGCUUGCAAAAUGCGACAGGAGUUUUUAAGUUAUCUUACUACAUACAGUGAGCUCUUUCAGUUACCGUUACUAGAUUCUGUAUAGGAUUCACGCACUGCUGCUUGGUUACAGCGAGCUGUGAUGAGCCGAGCUGGGCGCAUUCCUGCACCGGUGACUCAGCUAUGACUGUUGUCAGUAAUAAAUGGGGUGUUUUGAUUGCUGCAGGAAGGGCCUGCUGCACGCUGUCCCCCAGCCCGUCACCCCUGCGGGCCCUCGUUCGACCUCGGAAGUUCACAGGUGAACGACAGAACCUUCUCCCAUGGAGUGGACCUCCAGUGGGGAAACCGAGGUCGACCCCCAGAUGCACCACAGUCGGGCUGUCCUUCUAGGGGAUCGGCAUGGGCUUGAUUUCUGCAGCACUUGCUGUCCUUAGGGGACCCUCUUGUGACUCUCCUGAAGACCCUUAGUUCUCUGCAGAGACUCGGUGAUCAUGGGACCACGAGAUCAUGACCUGAGCUGAAGUCGGACGCUUAACCGACUUGAGCCCCCCAGGCGCCCCUGGAAAUUACAUGUUAAGAACAGAAAGAAACUGCAUUUUAAUUCAUAUCCCAAAUAUAUGACCUGUUAGUUUUUUCUUCUUCCUAUGUGACCACUGUGUUUUUUGCUAGAAAUGUAAAAUUAUAUUUGAAUAUAGUGUUCUAGCUCUUCUCCAAAGACUGGCACAUAAUUCUUGAAUGAAAUGUAAAAAUCAGUUGCACAGAACCUUCACCAUUUGUGGCCCAGAAUUUCCCAGUAAGCAGCGUGUUGUAUGUCUCCACAUGGUCCCUCUGCAUUGCGUGACCUGGCGGUUUGCCCCUCAGGUGGCCUUGAACUUGUAGGGACUGUUGAGCACAGAGAAGGUUUCUGAUGACCCUCUGAGUCUCACUGUCCUGCAGUCCCAGAUGUGGGGGCGGGGAGUAUGCUGCUUCUCCGCUGAACCCAAGUUUUAUUUGCCUAAUGAGUCUUAUUUGCCUUUCUGUCCUGUGGACUUUGUGCUUUUUCCAACCUGGAACGUAAAUAAAUGGAAAGGGAUGUUCUCUUCCAUCACCAACCUCUGUUUAUGUGCAGGGCUCAGAUCAGCUGGGUAUUUGGAAGUUUCUGUGCACAUCGAUGGCAUUUUUUGUUUUUAAGAAUAAUUUAAAAGUCUGGUUAUUUGUCCUCCAAAUGGGUGACAUCACCCAAAAAGGAUAUGAAAAGAAGAGGUCAAAACUAAUUGGAGCCUACCUGCCCCAGCCUCCGACAGCGAAUGGAGCUGCCGUGGUCCGGUGUAGACUGCAGCACAGUGAAGGAGCCCCGGGAAGAGCGCUGCACUCCGGCAACAUCGGGGUGUGUGACAUCCGAGAAGCCGCGGUCAGAGAGCGGGCGGCCAGCACCGCGGGGAACCGGCCGCUGUUUUACUUUCGCUUCGGGGUGGAUCAAGCUUUGCCUCCUGAGCGCCGGGCUCCAGUCACUCCUGCCUCUUCCACUCGCUAUCACCGCCGAAGGUCCUCAGGGUCACGAGAUGAGCGCUAUCGGUCGGAUGUCCACACAGAAGCUGUGCAGGCAGCGCUGGCUAAACACAAAGAAAGGAAGAUGGCAGUGCCUAUGCCUUCCAAACGCAGGUCCUUGGUUGUGCAGACCUCGAUGGACGCCUACACACCUCCAGAUACCUCUUCUGGCUCGGAAGACGAAGGCUCGGUGCAGGGAGACUCCCAGGGGACCCCCACCUCCAGCCAGGGCAGCAUCAACAUGGAGCACUGGAUCAGCCAGGCCAUCCAUGGCUCCACCACGUCCACGACCUCUUCCUCCUCCACCCAAAGCGGGGGGAGCGGCGCCGCCCACAGACUGGCCGACGUCAUGGCCCAGACGCACAUAGAAAAUCACUCUGCACCUCCUGAUGUAACCACUUACACCUCAGAACACUCGAUACAAGUAGAAAGGCCACAAGGCUCAACGACAUCACGGACGGCACCAAAGUAUGGCAACGCGGAGCUCAUGGAGACUGGCGAUGGGGUGCCAGUAAGUAGCCGGGUGUCAGCGAAAAUUCAACAGCUCGUCAAUACGCUCAAACGACCGAAGCGGCCGCCGUUACGGGAAUUCUUUGUUGAUGACUUUGAAGAAUUGCUGGAAGUUCAGCAACCGGAUCCGAACCAGCCAAAGCCAGAGGGAGCGCAGAUGUUGGCGGUACGUGGGGAGCAGCUGGGAGUGGUGACGAACUGGCCGCCAUCGCUAGAAGCCGCAUUGCAGCGGUGGGGGACCAUCUCCCCGAAGGCCCCGUGCUUGACCACGAUGGACACGAACGGGAAGCCCCUGUACAUCCUCACUUACGGCAAACUGUGGACAAGAAGUAUGAAGGUCGCUUACAACAUUCUGCAUAAAUUAGGUACAAAGCAGGAACCUAUGGUACGACCAGGAGACAGGGUGGCGCUGGUGUUCCCCAACAAUGACCCCGCCGCGUCCAUGGUGGCCUUCUACGGCUGCCUGCUGGCUGAAGUUGUUCCCGUGCCCAUCGAAGUGCCACUCACCAGAAAGGACGCAGGGAGCCAGCAGAUCGGGUUCUUGCUUGGAAGCUGUGGAGUCACUGUGGCCUUGACGAGCGACGCCUGCCACAAAGGGCUGCCGAAAAGCCCAACCGGGGAGAUCCCCCAGUUCAAAGGUUGGCCAAAGCUGCUGUGGUUUGUCACAGAGUCGAAGCAUCUCUCCAAGCCCCCUCGAGAUUGGUUCCCACACAUCAAAGAUGCGAACAACGAUACCGCGUACAUAGAGUAUAAGACCUGCAAGGACGGAAGCGUGCUCGGGGUGACCGUGACCAGGAUCGCGCUGCUGACCCACUGCCAGGCCCUCACGCAGGCAUGCGGCUACACGGAAGCGGAAACCAUAGUGAACGUGUUGGAUUUCAAGAAGGACGUUGGGCUCUGGCAUGGCAUCCUAACAAGCGUCAUGAACAUGAUGCACGUGAUCAGCAUCCCAUACGCGCUGAUGAAGGUGAACCCGCUGUCGUGGAUUCAGAAGGUCUGCCAGUACAAAGCAAAGGUGGCUUGUGUCAAAUCCAGGGACAUGCACUGGGCGUUAGUAGCACACAGAGAUCAGAGAGACAUCAACCUCUCUUCUCUCCGGAUGCUGAUCGUGGCUGAUGGUGCAAAUCCCUGGUCUAUCUCCUCCUGCGACGCGUUCCUCAACGUCUUCCAAAGUAAAGGCCUGCGCCAGGAGGUCAUCUGUCCUUGUGCCAGCUCCCCAGAGGCUCUCACCGUCGCCAUCCGGAGGCCCACAGAUGACAGCAACCAGCCCCCGGGCCGGGGUGUCCUCUCCAUGCAUGGGCUUACCUACGGGGUCAUCCGGGUGGACUCUGAAGAAAAGCUGUCUGUGCUCACCGUGCAGGAUGUCGGCCUCGUGAUGCCUGGCGCCAUCAUGUGUUCAGUGAAGCCGGACGGCAUUCCUCAGCUGUGUAGAACGGAUGAAAUCGGGGAGCUCUGCGUGUGCGCCAUUGCCACGGGCACGUCCUAUUACGGCCUCUCGGGCAUGACCAAGAACACCUUCGAGGUGUUCCCCGUGACGAGCUCGGGGGCCCCUGUCAGCGAGUACCCCUUCGUAAGGACAGGCCUGCUGGGCUUCGUCGGCCCCGGGGGGCUCGUCUUCGUGGUGGGCAAGAUGGACGGGCUCAUGGUGGUCAGCGGGCGCAGACACAACGCGGACGACAUUGUCGCCACAGCGCUGGCCGUGGAGCCCAUGAAAUUCGUCUACAGAGGAAGGAUAGCUGUGUUUUCCGUAACUGUCCUGCACGACGAGAGGAUAGUGAUUGUGGCCGAGCAGAGGCCAGACUCCACGGAGGAGGACAGCUUCCAGUGGAUGAGCAGGGUGCUGCAGGCAAUUGACAGCAUACAUCAAGUUGGGGUUUAUUGCCUGGCCUUGGUUCCAGCAAACACCCUCCCCAAAACCCCACUCGGUGGGAUCCACUUGUCAGAAACGAAGCAGCUCUUCCUGGAGGGCUCACUCCACCCCUGCAACGUCCUGAUGUGUCCCCAUACCUGUGUCACAAACUUGCCUAAACCUCGACAGAAGCAGCCAGAAAUUGGCCCUGCCUCUGUGAUGGUGGGGAACCUGGUGUCUGGGAAGAGGAUUGCGCAGGCCAGCGGCAGAGACCUGGGCCAGAUAGAGGACAAUGAUCAGGCCCGCAAGUUCCUGUUUCUGUCGGAGGUCCUGCAGUGGAGGGCGCAGACCACCCCCGACCACGUCCUGUACACGCUGCUCAACUGUAGGGGUGCCAUAGCAAGCUCACUGACGUGUGUGCAGCUGCAUAAGCGUGCCGAGAAGAUCGCCGUGAUGCUACUGGAGAGAGGGCACCUGCAGGACGGGGACCACGUGGCUCUCGUCUACCCACCAGGAAUAGACCUGAUUGCAGCUUUUUACGGCUGCCUGUAUGCGGGCUGCGUGCCCAUAACCGUCCGCCCCCCGCACCCGCAGAACAUCGCCACCACGCUGCCCACCGUGAAGAUGAUCGUGGAGGUGAGUCGCUCUGCCUGCUUGAUGACAACACAGCUGAUCUGUAAGUUGUUGCGGUCCCGGGAGGCAGCUGCGGCCGUAGACGUCAGGGCGUGGCCCCCCAUACUGGACACAGACGAUUUGCCAAAGAAACGGCCUGCCCAGAUCUACAAACCUUCCAACCCAGACACGCUAGCUUAUCUUGACUUCAGUGUGUCCACAACGGGGAUGCUGGCUGGAGUGAAGAUGUGCCACGCAGCCACCAGUGCCUUCUGCCGCUCCAUCAAGCUGCAGUGUGAGCUCUACCCCUCGAGAGAAGUGGCCAUCUGCUUGGACCCGUACUGCGGACUUGGGUUUGUCCUGUGGUGCCUCUGCAGCGUGUACUCUGGGCACCAGUCCAUUCUCAUCCCGCCUUCUGAGCUGGAAACCAACCCUGCCUUGUGGCUUCUUGCCGUGAGUCAGUACAAAGUCCGGGACACGUUCUGCUCCUAUUCAGUGAUGGAACUUUGUACCAAGGGGCUGGGCUCACAGACAGAAUCACUCAAGGCACGGGGCCUGGACUUGUCCCGCGUGCGGACCUGUGUGGUCGUGGCAGAGGAGCGGCCUCGGAUAGCGCUCACCCAGUCUUUCUCAAAGCUCUUUAAAGACCUGGGUCUCCACCCGCGGGCCGUGAGCACCUCCUUCGGCUGCAGAGUGAACCUGGCCAUUUGCUUGCAGCCCCACAGGCUGUGGAAGGCGGCCGAGCAGGGGACCUCGGGACCUGACCCGACCACCGUGUACGUUGACAUGCGAGCUCUGAGGCACGACAGAGUGCGUUUAGUGGAAAGAGGCUCUCCUCACAGCUUGCCCCUGAUGGAAUCAGGAAAAAUCCUCCCGGGGGUUCGGAUCAUAAUUGCCAAUCCAGAAACAAAAGGACCGUUGGGCGACUCCCACCUGGGUGAGAUCUGGGUUCACAGUGCCCACAACGCCAGUGGCUACUUCACCAUUUAUGGAGACGAGUCCCUCCAGUCAGACCACUUCAACUCAAGGUUAAGUUUCGGAGACACGCAGACGGUCUGGGCGAGGACGGGCUAUUUGGGGUUCCUGCGGAGGACGGAGCUCACAGACGCAAACGGAGAGCGCCACGAUGCCCUGUAUGUGGUGGGGGCUCUGGAUGAGGCAAUGGAGCUGCGGGGGAUGAGGUAUCACCCGAUAGACAUCGAGACCUCAGUCAUCAGAGCCCAUAAAAGCGUCACAGAAUGCGCUGUGUUCACCUGGACAAAUUUGCUGGUGGUGGUGGUUGAGCUUGAUGGGUCAGAGCAAGAAGCCUUGGACCUGGUCCCCUUGGUGACCAAUGUGGUCCUGGAGGAGCACUACCUGGUGGUGGGGGUGGUGGUUGUGGUGGACAUCGGUGUGAUCCCCAUCAACUCCCGGGGAGAGAAGCAGCGCAUGCACCUGCGUGAUGGGUUUUUGGCUGACCAGCUGGACCCCAUCUAUGUGGCCUACAACAUGUAGUCUCGUCUCUGGCUCCCAUGGACCUUUCCAGGGAAGGAAACGUUUUUCUCAGUGUCACUGAAGUUUGCAGACACGAGGGCGACAUUCACUGGGAUGGAGCCUUUGGUCACGCCUCAGCGAGACUCCACAGCAGUCCUGGUUGGCAUGGGGGUGAAAUGUGAAAUGUGAAUUUACCACUGAAGUUUGCUCAGAAGGACUUUGGAUUACUGCCUUCAGUUUGUUGGAAAACCCAUUUCAAAAACUUUCUUUUCUUUUUUUUUUUUUUUUAAUUAUUGGAUAAGUGCUUUCUUCGUAAAUGUGGUAUUUUGUUAAGCCAAAAUAGCAAUUAAAAAAUAUUCUGCCCUCAAGAUGGGUUCUUUUAAACAAUUUAUGUAGUGUGACAAAGAAUUGUUUUCUCUGUUUAAUGUGUCAUGAAAUCUUAAUGACAUGGACCUUGUUACUGAUUUAAGCCAUUGCUAGAUCUUAUCCUUUUAGGAAAGUUUGUUGAGGUACGAGGAAACCUUCCAAAUAGCACCUUCCAAUUAGAUUUUAGCAGCUUUCUUUGUCGGAAAUGUACUGAAGAAACAAAGGCUAGCAUACAGCCUUGGAAGUUAGCAUAGAGUGAGAAGGAAUUAUACAUAAGGUGUAUUUCGGCAACUAUCUUGCAGAUAACUUUGUACUAAACUAAAAAGAUAAAAUAAGUUAACUUCUUCAUAUGUAAUUAUGUACAAAACGUUUAAUUUAUUUUGAUCUCUUUAGAAGUAUAAAAGAGAAAAAACAUUCAAGAACAUUAAAGUCUUGUAAUGUUUGCUAAUAUAAAAAAGUGUUGUAUUAUCUUGCGUGGAUAGUAUCACAACAAAUAUAUAUAUAUGAAAUAUAAAUUCACUAAUGAACAAAGGAGAUUUUAAAGUUUAAAAUGCAGAACCUGUCACUUGCAUGGUGUCCCCUCCACUGUACUGUAGAUAAAGAGAGAUUCUCUCACACCCACUUUGCUGAUGUGAGCAAUCACAGAUCGCCGGUAGCCCGGUCUAAAUGUUUCUUCUAGAACCAGAGACCAGCAAGUGAAGUUAUUGCCAUCUCAGAGAUGGGGAAGGAAUUUGAGGCUAAAUGUGCACUAUCUUUCCUUUGCUGUGGGGGCAACAGCGAACGGUGUGCCAGCAUGUGCUUAGUACGCGGAGCGGGCAUUAGGGAAGGCAGGUGUGUGUGGCACUGUUCUCUUAGCUGCAAGAAUUCGCUGCACAACGUUCUUCAUCAUUUUUGUUAGUGUCACCCCUUUUGGUCCUUGGUAUGAAAAGGAACGAUAUUCUGUGGUCAUUUGCACUGGGUUGUGUUGAUUCCCCUCAGAUGGCCACUGUAUGGAGUGGACAGAGUGUCCGGAACAGCUUUAAGGGAAAAGACUCACCUAGGAGAUCGUCUCCUCGGCCAGCUCUCUGGGGUUCCCUGCCCCGGCGUGAGCAAAACCCACAGGGAACUCGCAUGAGCUGCCCCCGGACUCCUAACAGAGCCACUGGCUGGAGCAAGAAAGCCUCACAGCUGCCUUCAUCUCGCCACCUGUGGAUAACACGUUUCUGAUUUCCGUCUCUUGCUGCUGCUGCUGCUGCUGCUGCUGCUGCUGCUGCUGCUGCUGCUGCUGCUGCUGCUGCUGCUGCUGCUGCUGCUGCCUCACACGCCUUCCAAUUUUCAUGUCUCACCUGUACACUCCUUGAUUGAAUUGGCCCAUCUGUGUCCAGCCAAGAAGAGGUAUCAGCUGUCCAAGCGUGAUUUAUCUCGUAACUGCCCCAAUAUGACCCCGCAGUGGCUCUCGUUGCUAGAAAUGCAUGACCAAGAUUGUUGCUGGGCAAACUUUAGAUUCUCUUUUCGUUACAUUGUAGGCGAUGUCUUCACCUGCCUUUGCUAUAUGCGCCAGCAGUAAGCCCUUUGCUAAAAGAGAGUUUUGUUUGACUUCCGAGAUCCAAGGCUACUUGUUUUCUUAAAAUUUUAAGUGGCAUUUUUAAAACUUUGUCUGCAUGUGGGGUGCAUCCUUCCAUCUCCACAAAUUAGUUGAUUUUUAAAAUAUUAUUUGACUUCAUUGCUGUGUGAAUAUUUCUACACGCUUCAGAUACACAUUCCUACAGUCUUCUGCUUCCUACGAGGGGCGGGGGGAAUCCCCACCACACACAGAAAAAAGACAUUUUCUUACACAUACCAACCUUGUUUAAGGGGAAGGAUGGUUUAAGGCUUCAGAUCAUGUACUGAUUAGGAAACACAGUUGCAGGAGAACUUGUGAGGUCUAGCUGAUGUCGGAAGCAAACAAACCAGGUGUCACUUCCAGUAGGACCUUCACAUGCAAGGCGGUGCGGUUGUGAACAUGGUUAGUGACGUCCUAUCAUCUCUCAUGUUAGAGUUGAGGUCAAAGGGUUGGGGGCUGGGAUCAAAGGUCAUUUGUGCAAGAAAAAGGAAAGGAAACCCGUUUCAGCAAUAAAGAAGGAUCGUUCUGUAUUAGAAAUUGUGCUGUAGAUAAAUCAUUCAUGAGAAUGUAACAAUGUUUGUCUUGUGACCUUGUGCUUUUGAAGUCAGACAAAACCGUGUAAUCAACUUGCACAAAGAAGGGUACACAAUGAACAUUGAAACACAGACCUAACCCAACAGGGCGGCUUCCUCAUGGUGCUUGUUUAUUAUAUAUAUUUAAUCCUGCUUGACACUUUACCCAAGGGAAACUGUCCCUUUUAUCAGUUGAAUGUUAGCAGCGUUAUUUCAUAGAGUGUGGUGACUGGUUAGAGAAAUUCAUGUACUCAACCAAUCACGGUUUCAAACAAAAUUUUUAUGUGCAAAGGACGGCAACCUUCUCGUAUGUUAAACCACCAGUAAGCUUUGUACAUCUGUGAUAACGCCUGUUUUAUAUUCAAAUGAACAAAUAAAAGCUUUUAUUUUUGUUGCUCUGAAAA